Dicentrarchus labrax (European seabass) is the source of this 4569-nucleotide messenger RNA. RefSeq names its product beta-1,3-glucuronyltransferase 2 (glucuronosyltransferase S) (gene b3gat2). The record is from RefSeq and is a predicted model, not a curated record. Gene Ontology annotation, molecular function: galactosylgalactosylxylosylprotein 3-beta-glucuronosyltransferase activity. Bases 647 to 1561 code for a protein of 304 amino acids. Gene Ontology annotation, cellular component: Golgi membrane. NCBI's taxonomy places the organism in Eukaryota, Metazoa, Chordata, Actinopteri, Moronidae. The transcript has 4 exons. Gene Ontology annotation, biological process: carbohydrate metabolic process; chondroitin sulfate proteoglycan biosynthetic process.
UCAGUGGACACUGAUGCGCACAACAUAACAAGGCCUUUCUCCCCCUCCUCCCUCUCUCUCUCUCUCUCUCUCUCUCUCUCUCUCUCUCCCCCAGGUUCUCUCCUCUAUCCCGUCUCCCCUCCUCUGCUCUGCACCUGCUCCUCCCCUCCUGCCUUAUUAUCCUCAGACUCAGAGCAGCGCUCCGUCCUCGCCAAGUGAUGCUCCUCGGCGGCGCACAUCGGUGGGUAGUCGCCGCCCGCUGCAGGGAACCGCGCUCCGGCUUGUUUUUCUCAUGUGGAACCGCGCAAUGAAGGACGGCGGAACAUGGGAAUUUAACGGGGCUUUUGAGAGAGAGUGAGUCGGAGGAGAGCAGGACGACGAAGAAGCACCAAGUCCCAUCCGAGAGAGGUGGAGGAGGAGGAGGAGGAGGAGGAGGAGGAAGGGAACUCCGGGGAAACGGUCCCGCCGGGACGGGGGAACGCAGCGGAAGGUUCUGUGCUGUACAGAGUUUGAAAUGGACUCAGUGUGCCGGGUUCUGCUGCUGGGCUGUGCAGAAUAGAUCGCGGGAUUUAAAGGAAGGGGUUCCUCGGAGUUGCGGUCGGUCGGUGCAUUUCUGUUUGUGAUGGAGUGAGUGAGAGAGAGGGCGCACGGUAACUUCAGCCUCGCUAUGAAAUCAGUGUUUUUCAGCCGCUUCUUCAUCCUGCUGCCCUGGGUCCUUAUUGUCAUCAUCAUGAUCGAUAUCGACAGUAAAAGGACGAUCCGGGCUCCUGCGGCCGCUCGGACCGGCAGGGCGCAGCGGGCGGCCCGGACCGGCGCACCAGGAGUCGGUGGCACCCAGAACCAGACCGCCCUGCCGGUCAUCUACGCCAUCACUCCGACCUACACCCGCCCGGUGCAGAAAGCGGAGCUGACCCGGCUGGCGCACGCCUUCCGCCAGGUGCCCCGGUUCCACUGGAUCGUAGUGGAGGACUCGACGGCGCGCACGGAGCUGGUGGCGCGCUUCCUGGCCCGGUGCGGCGUGCCGUACACACACCUGCAUGUGUUCACUCCCCGCAGGUUCAAGCGCGCCGGGAUGCCACGCGCCACCGAACAGCGGAAUGUGGCUCUCGCGUGGCUCCGGCAGCACCGGAGCCGGCGGGACGCAGGGGUGGUUUUCUUCGCGGAUGACGACAACACGUACAGCCUGGAGCUGUUUGAAGAGAUGCGUAGUACUCGAGGUGUCUCCGUUUGGCCUGUGGGGUUCGUAGGAGGGAGAGCGUAUGAGCGGCCCCUGGUGUCCGGGGGUAAAGUUGUGGGCUGGUACACCGGCUGGAGACCGGACCGACCCUUCGCCACCGACAUGGCAGGUUUCGCGGUGAACCUCCAGGUGAUCCUGGCGAACCCGCGGGCGCAGUUCAAGCGGCGCGGCUCCCAGCCGGGGAUGCAGGAGUCCGACUUCCUCAAGCAGAUCACCAAGGUCACCGAGCUGGAGCCCAAGGCCAACAACUGCACCCGGGUGCUGGUUUGGCACACUCGCACAGAGAAACCGCAUCUCGCAAAUGAGCCCAAACAUCGGAAGGACACUGUGGUCAUCGAGGUGUGAGGGGACGAGCUGAGCAGCGGAUCCAGAAGCCGACUGUAGCUGGCCAUCAUCUCUUGGCUGGGACUAACGAUAGCUCUCUCUCCUUAUCGGUCGCAUACAAUCUGUUCACGAAGAACACAGACUCUGAGGAGCUGUGUGAUUCAACACUUCUGGCUGUCUGUCAAACUCUAAGAACUGGACAGCACCAAAAAAACGUUCGUUUUACAAACUGGGAUGACUCGUUUCCAACGUCCACGGCUUGCUGAUGUAAAAAAACUAAAAUGUAAUUGUAAAAAAAUUUCAUGUUGCUGAAUUGAAAAGUGCCAUGUAAAUCAUUAAUGUCAUUUUUAGUCAAUACAUCGUCAGAGUAACUGUGGUGCAGAUUACAGUGCUAUUGUGAUGCUGUUUCCUGUCUGUGCAUUAAGAACGAAGCUGGUAUCAGGAUGCUGUUUGCAGUGGUUCAGAAUUAACAUUAAAAGCCAAAAUGCAGGUAAAUUUUGAGUUUGGCUGAAAAAUAAAUUGGGGUUAUCGGCGAGAUGUCCGGUAAAUGAUUUAGGGACAGAUUUUCAUCACUUUAUGUUUUUUAUAUGUAGUGGCUGGGACUAAUGUGACCCUCACUGUCCACCGUAUCAAAUCAAAGCAGCUCAAGAUGAUCUAGCGCAGUGGUUCCCAACCUUUUUCUUUAAGGAACCCCUUUUCUAUCAUUAAUAAACUGACUCAGUGACAUAUUUUAUAGAUAUUUCAUAUUCAAAACUGUGCAAUGAACUCAAACAGUGAACUACUUGUGUAAAACCAGAGAUUUGGAUGAAUUUUGAGCAGAUCAUUUCCUGUUUAGGGAACUUUUUAUACAAUUCUCUGUCUGUAUUCUGUAUUUUUUUUAUAAUUGUUAACAAUCAUACAGACUUAAUCAGCUUCUUUUCUGACAAAUUCAGUGUUUUCUUCUCAUUGUUCUUCUAGAGAAUUUUCUUUACAUUCAUUUUUCUUCACAGAAGUGAACCAAAUGUUGAGUUAUAGGCCUACUGUUUAUAUUUUUUAAGUUUUCCUACAUGCCUUAAAAUCAAGAAGGCCUCACGACCCCCACAAAGCUUUGGCGCCCCCUAGUAUAGGGACCCCCAGGUCGGGAACCACUGCUCUAGCACUUUCUACACAAGGUCUAUAUGUUUACUGUAAGAAACAUCUGCAUUACAUGUUAUUUGAGAUGUAGCGACACCAAAAUGAAAGACAUGGAGACAAGGAGAUCGAGGUCCUGCAAGAGGCGACCUCUGGGCGACACUGAAGCCCCAAACUCCAGGCUAAAAUAUUAAGGUUCAGAAAGGCUUAAAACUUGAGGGAGCUACUUUAAGUCAAAUCAUGCAUGAGGCAGUUUUACGGCCGUUUUUUGGCAGAAUUUUCUCGGUUUACCUGCUAUUGGCACAUGAGCCACAAAGUUCAUUUUGGACCCUGCUGUUAUAUAACGUAGCUAGUUUAUCAUAAAGACUGUAAAGAGCUAGCGUCACACUAUCCAGAGUUCAAGAAUAUGUCUACCAGCACCUCAUUUAUUUAACCUGUACAUGAGCAGAAAAGUAGAACCAACUAUUUGUGGAUUUAGGGGAAGUUACGUGUUGUAACUACAGCUUUGGGAACAGACAGAUGAACUGUUCAUUCAGAAAUAUCCCCAACAACUCCCUGUAAAAUUCAAUUGUGAUUUUUACACUACAAUUAGUUAUUGAUGUGUUAAUUAGCUUUAAUUAGCUUUAACCACAACCUCCAGCUCUGUACUUAAAGAAAGAUGUUGGCAGUUUUUCUCACGUCACAUUCAGAAUGAAGGCAAGUUAGUGAAUUUCCUAAAAUAUUGAUUUGUUUUUAACCAUUGACAUAUAAAAGAUGGACGUUGCAAAGCCAAAAUAUUCGGAUAUAGGUCAUAAAGCCUGCUGCCUCCAUGUUACCAGAUGGGACAAAAAUCUAAGUAAAAUAAAUUUUUCCCAAAAGAUGAUUUCUGGUAUCUCAUCACACGUAUGUUCAAGUGUUUUUCUAUAAUUUUUCUGAUAAGUUUGGUUUUAAUUAAUGAUUUAUUAGUUAUUUGAAGCUAUAAAAAGCGAUUGACUCGGCCGGGUGAAAGAUGGCAGAAGCCGUAUCCGGGAUAUUUUGGGUGUGGAGACGUCCAUCUUUCUAUGUGUAACCCCUUUCCCACCACUCCCACUGAGCUGAUUAAAAUGUUGCAACGGAAUUCUUUACAUCAGCUUUUCACGCUGUUUUAUCAUCUGCAAAUGUUUUAGGUUUGUUUGUUCUGUCUUCACGGUGGUUGAUACCUGGAAGACACCAAUUUAGAGGCCGACACACAGCUAGGUUCCCCAGCUCUAGUCUUCUUUAUUUAAAUCAAUCAGAAUAAUGUCUCAGAGUUAAUGUGGGAAUGAUUUAUUAAUGCACAAACGCUGUGUCCUCAACUCAUCGUAUGUGAUGAACUGGACCGACCUUUUCCUCUUUCUGUGAAGUAUGUGAUCAGGUUUGGAAAAAUGCCCCACGUGAAGGAACUAGUAAGAUCCCUCCUGACAAGCUGCCAUCAAUAAUGAAGAGUCUGUGGGCUGACAACAAAGAAAACUCACCUCUCAAGUAAACUCACCUGCCAGCGGAGGAAUAAAAAGGAACUGGAUAUAAGCAGCGUAUCAGACAGGCCUGCAUGUGAAAGGGCCGCUUCCUUCAGUGAACGUUAACGCCAGUGUUGUACUGGCGCUUAAAGAGGACUGUGUCGGUGUGCCAUGGGAAUAAAAAACGCAUUCAAUCCAGGAUUCAACAGCCUUUAUUUCAAAUGACCCUCUUGUAAAACUUGGAACAGAAAAAAAAAGAAGCAAACGAAUAAAAUUCCCAAAAGAUAAAACAGUACUUUUACAGUUAAAAGAGUCAUUGGACAGGUGAACACAGAAAAAUUCCUGUAUAUAUAUAUAUCUUUUUUUUUUGAAUGCACGGAAACCACUUUUUUUUUGUUCUCUGUACUAGGCACCAGAAAAUGUAAACACAUUGGAAAUAAACCUGGAGGACGUUAGAUUUAUUGA